Nilaparvata lugens (brown planthopper) is the source of this 1659-nucleotide messenger RNA. Its product is annotated as ABC transporter G family member 23-like. The coding region runs from base 1 to 1659 and encodes 552 amino acids. The record is from RefSeq and is a predicted model, not a curated record. NCBI's taxonomy places the organism in Eukaryota, Metazoa, Arthropoda, Insecta, Hemiptera, Delphacidae. Gene Ontology annotation, cellular component: membrane. Gene Ontology annotation, molecular function: ABC-type transporter activity; ATP hydrolysis activity; ATP binding. The transcript has 12 exons.
AUGACUGAACUCGAGGGAGGUAGGGAGGAUAGGAGCGGUGGACAGCAAAGAAGGGUUUCAAUGGCAGUAGCUCUGUUUCACAACCCAAAGUUCCUUAUCCUAGAUGAGCCCACUGUAGGAUUGGAUCCACUCUUAUGCGAAAGCAUAUGGAAAUAUUUCAUUGAAAUAACGAAUGUGGAUCACAAGACAAUUAUCAUCACAACCCAUUAUAUUGAAGAAGCGAGAAAUGCACAUACUAUCGGUUUGAUGAGAAGUGGUAUUUUGCUGGCAGAAACAAGUCCUCUCCAACUCAUGGAAAUGAACAACUGCUCAAGUCUAGAGGAGGCAUUUCUCACUUUGAGCCAGAAGCAGGAAGACAUCCCUUCAGAUGAUACCUACCCUCCAGCAACAAAACAAGCAGACAUUUUUGAACCAGGUGCAAAAUGGCAUGGCAUAGAUUCGCUGCUCAAAUUUACAAAAACGUCUCAUGGACUAGGAGAAAUAUACCGUAAGGAGGGUCCUGCAGUUUUUAUGAUCACGGCCUUCAUGAUUCUGCUUCCAUUUCUGCUGUUCACAAUCUUCUUAGGAAUGCUGGGUAAAGAUGAGAUGGAUGUGACGAUAGCCGCAGUACAGGAUGAGGUCACCCCGGGCACUGAUGACUGCAACAACUCCCGACCAAUCAGGUCCAUCUACGGCUGUGUUGCUCAAAAACGCCUCAGCUGCGAAUUCAUCUCUUUUCUCAAGGAGAAGUCUUACACCAUUUUGAUGUACGAUAGUCUUGACGAGGGAAUCACAGCGGUGAAGAGAAACAAAGCAUGGGCUCUGCUCUAUUUCCACAAGAACUAUACAGAGAGUCUACUGGAGAGGAUUGACCGAGGCAAAAAAGCCUCCAAUAUGAGUCUUGCGAACAGCUUGCUUGAAGUCUAUCCUGAUAAUUCUAUUUAUUACAUUGCUCAAAAAUUAAGAUGGGACUUGCAUUCAGGAUUCAUGUCAUUCAUGGAGAAUUUUCUAAGAAAUUGUGAAAUCGAUGAUAGAGUUGUAAAGAGUCCUAUCACGGAAGGUGAAGAGAUUUAUGAAAGUAUUGCUGUAAGAUACAUUGGUCUGAAUGGAUAUAUCAUUGCGAUUCUCUAUUAUUUGGCUAUGGUUUACACAUCCAGUUCUAUGGUGUAUGAAAAAUCUAAGGGGUUGUUUGAGCGGACAAUGGUCACAGAUCCCACUUUGUCGACUCCCAGCACAUCAAAUCCCACAAUGGAUGAUGUCAAUAUGCCACGGGAGAGGGAACCUGAAAGUAUCAGUUCAAUAGUUCUCGACCCUCAAGGUUUGCACCAUCUGUCGUCCACUCAGGUCGAAGCCACCGACGCACCGCUGAACACUGUGGUAGCAGAUAUCAACGUCGAGGGGGGCAAAGAGGAGCCCGCGGAUCCAGCGUCCCAGGAGUCAGAAUCACAUCUGGCGAAACAAAGCAUGUUGUCAGGCACGAAAAUAGAUCCGUUAACAAAGAGUGUGGAGGUAUUCACUCUCCCACCUCCUCCACAAUCUCUGAGUGAAGCGAUUGACCUUUUCCCAACGAGACAGUCUGUGCUCGUUGACAUCACUCACGUCAAUUUCAGGAACCGCCAACAGAGGACGAUGAACAAGGAAAUGUCCGGGAGUCAGCGCCUCGUAGUCAUCAGGAGAUGA